Cajanus cajan (pigeon pea) is the source of this 1165-nucleotide messenger RNA. RefSeq lists its product as uncharacterized. The record is from RefSeq and is a predicted model, not a curated record. Lineage: Eukaryota; Viridiplantae; Streptophyta; Magnoliopsida; Fabales; Fabaceae.
UAUAUCACUUAUCACAUGUAUUUCUCUCUUCUCUGUCUUUCUUCUUUGUGUCUCUUACCAUGGUAUGCACACAAAAAGUGUUUCAUUUUAUAAUCAUGUUAAGUUCCUAAAACUUGGUAGGCAAAGUUGUUUUCAUAUUAUAUAUAGCAAAACCCUAUCAUGGGAUAACCUCCAUAGGAAUUUUUUUUAUAUAACAAUUCACUUGGCAUCUUUUUCAAACAAGAAAAGUUGUGCAACUAAAGACAAUCACAAGAGCAUGGCAAGCAUUCUCCUAAAUCCAUGCCAACCCUACUUGUCUCGGAUCCAUUUCAUGCCACCAAAGAAGCACAAGUUGCACCAUCGUGAUCGUGAAUCUGGUUCAAGGAACCGUUUGGGGUGCAAGAAAAUUAUGAAUAGAUCUUCCUCCUUUAAUUACAAAAGCAGUGGUAGUGUUCCCCUUCAUGAGUUGCCUUGGGCUUCCUUUAAUGAAUAUAUAGAGGACAAGGAAAGGGUACUCCGAUCUAUAUUUCCAGAAAAUUCAACAUGCCACCAGCAGAUUAACGAGGAAGAGUGGAGAGUUAAGAUGAGUGGCAUCCAAGCCUUGUUCUUAACAUUUCAACCAGUAAUACACAUUAAAGCUAAAUGCAUAUCUGAAGCAGAUGAAUACCCACCUGAGAUUCCUGGCCAUAUCACCAAGCUUCUGGCGUUUCAUAUUACAAGGUGUGAGUUUCCUGAUCUCAACGUUGAUUACAUGCCACUAGAUUUCAACAUCAAUGUCAAAGGAGCCUUGUAUUUGGAAAGGAAGGGAAGGCGUAACUGGAUGAAGAAUAAUAUAGACAUUAGUUUAAACCUUACUUUUCCUCCAUUACUCGCCUGGGUUCCUGAAUAUGUCUUGGAAAACAUUUUACAAUCGAUUCUCAAAACUUACGUGGAGGAUGUUAAUAAUGGAUUUACUGUUAGAUUGUUAGCUGAUUAUAACUCGUUCAAGAGGAACAAACCCAGAUGUUCGAUUUAGUUUUGCUUGUUGAUCCAUUAUUAAUGAAUCAAUUUUAUUAGGAGUAAGAGUUAAGAUGAUAUUUGUAUAAUUACAUUAACUCCUUAUCAUGUAAUAUUUCUUUUGGGUUGGACAAUUUCUUUUGUAAUAACUAUGGAUAAUAAUCAUGAUAAAUCUUUAAAAUAUGUUAGA